Sycon ciliatum is the source of this 5434-nucleotide messenger RNA. RefSeq names its product integrator complex subunit 3-like. Lineage: Eukaryota; Metazoa; Porifera; Calcarea; Leucosolenida; Sycettidae. The record is from RefSeq and is a predicted model, not a curated record. Gene Ontology annotation, cellular component: cytoplasm.
AUGAAACAAAAGCUGAAAAGUGAAAGAUUGAAAUCAAAGAAGCCAGAGCAGAAGAGAACUUAGCUUGUGAGAAAGAUCUAGUUUCUACCUUCGCUACUAGUGCAAUACUCUCUGUCAAGCACAUGUACCGGUGCAUCUGCUAAAUUUGUUCUUCUUGUCAGGGUGCAAGAUCAGAGGUCCAAAAAUUAGAGGACCAUUCAGGUUCUACAAGUACACAGCAGUGUAGCUUUGAAAUUUAGCAAGUGUUGUGGUGUUGCUCCUUCAUAAACUGAGCGCUGAUCAACUGGGGGUACACUUACAUGUUCUGCACUAGCACUGCCAUCAGACGUGUAGUCGUACAUUGUAGUUGCUUUGGGUUUUCGUUUGCUGUGAUGCAUGUUCGUCAUCCACGUUGACUUGUGAGACAGUGAGGCAGAACGAACCAUGGCGGCGCCUGCUGUUGGUAGCAGAGGUCCUGGUGCAGAAGAUCGUGGAAGCCAACGCAGCUCCAUGCUGAGCUUGGGUUCAAUCGACGUGGCUGACGAGCAGGAUGAGGUGUUGGAGAAGUGCAGAACGUAUGUUUCCUCUCUGCUUGUGGGGGUUUCCCCUCCAGAGGUGGCCAACAAGCUUGGUGCUAUAUUCGUCAAGUCCUGGACAUUCGGACGCCGCGUCGUUAUAUUGCUUGUCGCUUGACCCAUGACAUGGAGACCAAGCUCAGCUUCAUGCUGUCCAAGGUCAGCAUGGGUACACAAAAGCGAUACCAAGACUGGUUUCAUGCACAGUACCUGUCCGUUGCGGACCGGCAGACCCUCAUCCCGGACUUGGUUCGCUAUAUCUGCUGUGUUGUGCACCCGACCAAUGAAAUCCUGGCAUCGAAUGUUAUUCCUCGUUGGGCUGUCAUUGGCUGGUUGCUCAUGUCAUGUCAGAGCAACGUGGCAGCGUCCAAUGCCAAGCUAGCUCUGUUCUUUGACUGGUUCUUCUACAAUCCGUCGUGUCCAGAGGAGAACAUCAUGAAUAUUGAACCGGGUGUGUUGGUGAUGAACCAGUCCCUGCUCAAACAUCCUAACAUGACUGCUACGUUGCUUGACUUUCUCUGCAGGAUGUGUGAGGAGUUCUUUCCCCCGAUGAAAGCGGUACUCACUAGCAGUGUAACUCUGGCCUUUCAAGACUGUAUGGACAAGGGCGUUAUCCAAAACCUGACAGCAAUGCUGUGCAGUGAGAACUUGGAUGGUGAGUUAAAACUGCUGGUCAAUAAGACGUUUCCCAAGUUUACAACACCCCCAGCUACAGCCGCAGCAGGGGCCAAUUCCAGUGCUUCCGUUGCGGGUGAUCCUGCGGGGGUUGGAACUGCUGGCGGCAGUGCAGGCAUGCCUGGUGGCGUAUCCAUGCCAGGGAUGGCGCAAGGCAAGCUGGAGGAUGCUGAACUCGUGUCCGGCCCUCGGCACGCCGGUAAUAUGAGCGCUGAUUCGGCCGCGAGCACGCCACCCAUUGGCAUCAUGCACGCACCCGUUUCUUCUGGACCAAUGUCUGGCAGCAGUGAGUCAGCGACCGCCGGGUUUGUCGGUAAUCAAAUGCCUGCUGUUGCUGUCGGUGGUGAUACUGGACUAAUGUACAACUUCAGCUCAACUGGUGGUGUCGGCACUGGUAAUGGCAGCAAUGUCAGUGGCAGUACAGCAAUACCAGGUCUGGAUGAGCCCAUGCAUAGCACCAAUGGCCUAUCCAUUGAUGACAAUGAUGGCGAUACUGACGAAGAUACGGAUCUCGGUGAUGAAGCACGUUUCUCUGGUGACGAGGACUCUACCGAAGGUGGUGCAACGGAGAACGACAAGGGCGUACUAGCCGAUGUCGUUGCCAAAACGCCCGUCCUGCUGGUAGAAUCGCUGACACCGGAUGUGCGCGCGGCCCUGGAGUCCCUCAGCCAAGCACAGGAGGCAAGCGAACGCUGUAAGCAUGUUAAAGCCGCUCUCGACGCCUACAUUCGUCAGGCAACACCAUCGGAGCUGACGAUUGAUCACACGGCAUCCAGCCUGGCCUUCUGUCUGCAGGCUGACUUUUCCAAUGCCUGCUGUGAAAGUGAUCCCGACGUGGAGGAUGAAUUACCGUCCGCAUUGUUUCGUCAUUGCGUAGCAUUGUCUGGCAAUGUUUCAUCCAACACCGUCCUGGCACUGCUUACCAGCUUGCAACAGUACUUCCUCUCCACGGGAUAUCGCUUUCUCUAUCAUCUACACAUCACCAAUGCAUCAUUUGAAGAGUAUCGUCAGUACUCGCAUUGUUUUCAUGACUUGGACCUGCUUAGCUGUCUGGAACGCGAUUUGAAGCUAUGUCAGGAAGAAGAUCCCGUCACUUUCUACGCACUCAUUCCAUGUGUCUUUACUGUGUUUUCGGAGGUUGCAGUUGGUUCAUCAAUUCUCAUCUAUCUACUAGUGUCGUCUAUAGACUCAGGCCAGUUUGGAAUGGGAGAUGUUUGAACAGUACUUUGUCUGGCAGCUGCUCUCUGCUGAGGGGUGCUCCGUACGAGAGCUACUGCCAUUGCUUACAGAGCUGGAUGUCACAGCGAAUGCGGAGCCUGUCACUGGACUACUGGUGAUUCUGCGCCAGAAAACGCCCGAUACCAUGACGACGGCAGCGUUGCUGCGUUGCCCUGACGACCCGCAUCACAUUGCACCGUGUGUGCUGCAGCACUGGGCAAAGCUGCAUCCGUUUGCUCUGACGUCGCUGCUUGUCGACCUGCUCCGGGGUACUAAAGUCAAUGAUCAGCUGGUGUCGGUGGAUGCUGGCGAUGUUACACGCCAUCUGUUACACUUGCGAACCCUACUACCCGACAACAAUUCGGUGUUAGUACAUCCUACAUUACGUCAGCUGAUGCAUGAGAGCAGUGGUGGCAAUACUACAGCAGCUGUUGGGCAAGAUGACAACAACUUUGAUUCUGGAAACGGUCAAGGAAGCCAUAUCAACUCGCCACCCGCCAUUGUAGCAAUAAAACGAAGCCCCAGUGAUGAGGAUAUUCAAGGCGAGCAGAAGCGAUUGUGCCCGAUCGGCAACUUCUGAUGUGACAACAGCGUACGAUGAUGGCCAGUGCUUGCUAGGCAUGCGGUAAAGAUGGCCAGUAUCAAUGACUCAAACGGUAACAGAUCCACGAAUUCACCAAGCUCUGCUGUGUGAUGUCUUCUUCAUCGGAGUCUACCUGGUCCGUGAUAUCACCAGAAGAUCGCAGUACGUUGCAGCCGUCAGUGUUGUUGGUGCUAUGCCGAUGUAUCGUUGUCUGUACAAUACGCACUAGCAACUGGUCGAGGACUACUUCCCCCACUCUCGCGUAUUGCAAUCGUGUUUCGUCACAAUCCAACAUCGACUGGCAGCUGUUGCCAUAGUAACGCCGCCGUGGAGUCUUCUACGUUCGGAGGAGAACUGUAGCAAGUAUCACAUGUGCUACUGCUGUGGGUAGAACACUAGCUACUGCUGUGGGUAGAACACUUGCUACUGCUGUGGGUAGAACACUUACUACUGCUGUGGGUAGAACACUUGCUACUGCUGUGGGUAGAACACUUGCUACUGCUGUGGGUAGAACACUUGCUACUGCUGUGGGUAGAGCACGUGUUAAUGCUAACAACCGCCGCUGGACACAUCUGCUACUGCUGUGGGUAGAACACGUGUUAAUGCUAACAACCGCUGGACGGCGUCUCGCUUGGAUAUGUUGUGGAUGGAAUAACGGCUGGACGGAGUGUCGACUGGAUGCGCUGAACGUUUCGUCUGCAGUUGUGCUACUCAGUGGAGUCUGUCGGUGUGUGUGUGUGUGGUCAUGGAUGUCUUUGUACCUUACCUCUGUAGCUGGCUGUUUCCGGGACAGAGUGGUGUGUGUGUGUGUGUGUGUGUGUGUGUUUGUGUGUUUGUGUGUGUGCCUGUCUGUUGUUUGGAUGACAUCACUGCGUCUAGUGUAGCACUUUGCAGUCUCCAUAGCAGUGGUCAUACUCGACAGUCAUCGUCGACGUCCCUGUCAAGUCACUAUCUGCUCAGCAAAGUGCUUCUCUGAUUGCUCAUUGCGCAUUGAAUGAGCCCACGCUUCGUGUUGCACUGACAAAUAAGUACUCCGCCUGUGUUGCAGUUUGUACCGUGAGGCUAUGUGACUAUGGCAGCCUUCUCACCAAGCAUCACUUAGUGUGCUUUGGUAACCCUGCAAGUCCCCCCCCCCCCUCUCCACACCACUCAGCCCAGUACGGGCUGCAACUGUGCUGUGCUGACUCAACCCAGUAGCAGUACACAGGAGUACAGGUGUGAUGUGUUGACUCAACCCAGUACAGUACAGGCUGCAGGUAUGAUAUGCGGACUCAACCCAGAAGCAACUUCACGUAUGAUGUGCUGUGCUGACUCAACCCAGAGGCAGUACAGGUGUGCUGUGCUGACUCAACCCAGUAGGCCGUGCCAACUACGGAUGUGAUGUGCAACCUGAUGCUGCAAUAGCAUGCAUGCUGGAGGUGUGGUGUGCUGGCUCAACCCGGUAGCAGUGCAGGCUCAGCCGCGGCAGGUGUGAUAACUGACUAUGAUGCGAACGUGUACAGUGGUGUGGAACCGGCUAUCCUGAUGUGCCACACACACAGCCUGCAGGAAGAGCCACCACCACAGUGCCCCUAGCCAGCGCGGCAGCUAUUCAACACGCUGGAUUGCCAUGACAACCGCGUUCCAGUGCAGCGACGGCGGUGGUGGCGGUACUGACGGUGUGCUGCUGCUGCUUUAUCACCAUGGUUACCAUGUGUCCACUCUGCACACCCGCACCCUGCCAGGCUGCUGCUGGUCUACACUACUGGACUGGCUAGCUGAGUGAUGUCAUCAUGCUGAGUGAUGUCACCAUGCUGAGUGAUGUCAUCAUGCUGAGUGAUGUCACCAUGCUCAGCCACUACAAGUACUGCGGCGUACAGGUCACCUACAUCAUGUGGUUGCAACAACAAUCACCCUGGUGAGAGUGUGGGGUGGGCAGCCCAAGCACUGCCAGACUGACACCAUGUCCAGCAGUCCAAUGCCGCCUCCGCCGCGGUAUUUGUUAGAAUUAGUAUUCACUGUUGUCAGUGCGUGUGCCAGUGCUAUGUACUUGCUGUGAGCUGCAUCCGUAGUAUGUGUAUGAUCACCUGUGGAUGGUGAUGAUGAAGAGAUGACACCACAUUGUCUGUAGCAGAGUAUUUUCUGUGUAAUCCCUCUCCACCAUCCCUCUCCACCACACUCCACCACAUUAUAAUGUCUGCUGCCUAUCUGGAUUUUAUUUUACUACCCUUGUUUACUGUGCUUUUUUUAACAGGCUUUUUAUGCUGGCUAUUUUUCUUUUGUUUUUCAUUUUUGCUGCACCGUUUUAGUACCGACCCUCGCUCUGUCUUGGCAAUGAACCAUGGUGAGACGGUAGUCAGGUUGCUACGGACACCAUGUCGUUCGUCAAUCACUAAUUAAUUUGAAUACUUAAUGUGUUUUUUUA